This is a messenger RNA of Corythoichthys intestinalis (scribbled pipefish), 2602 nucleotides long. It is a transcript of the gene nsmce4a, whose product is annotated as NSE4 homolog A, SMC5-SMC6 complex component. Gene Ontology annotation, biological process: DNA repair. The transcript has 11 exons. Gene Ontology annotation, cellular component: Smc5-Smc6 complex; nucleus. Bases 113 to 1192 code for a protein of 359 amino acids. The record is from RefSeq and is a predicted model, not a curated record. NCBI's taxonomy places the organism in Eukaryota, Metazoa, Chordata, Actinopteri, Syngnathiformes, Syngnathidae.
UGUGACACGAAGGCCCCCGGAAGUGUUCGUUUCGUGCAAUGUACCCCAAAAGUUUGUCUACCUUCGAAUGUAGUGCUCAACUUGGACACCAAGACAACCACACCAACCCGAGAUGGAACAACAGCGGGAAAUGAAGAUGGGGAAAGUCAGAGGCCGGUCCCAAAACAGGCAAGCAACCCAGCAGGACGACAUUGUAUCAAGCCAGGAGAAUGGAGAGCAACAAUCAGGAGUUGAAGGGUUCAACUUUGGCUCGAUAAACCAGGAAGGAUAUACCGACAUUAGCCAGAGAAGGGAAACGAGGAACAAGUACAGAAAUCUCAUCGAUGUAGUCCAGCGAAAUAGAGAAGAGUUGAUGACUGCUUCCAACACUCAACUCUUUGAGGUUUUGAAAGAGGCAGACGAACUUUUGGAUAAUGUGAACAAGACGAGCGAAGCAGUGCUGGAUUCCAAAGUGGUAUUUGUAGCCACACAGCUCAAUGAGGCGAAGGUCGACCAGUUGCAACAGCAGGAAGACACCUUUGACGUCUUCCCUUAUGUUGAUCACCUGCUUUCUUUCAUGGGUCUCAAUCGGCUAGAAAGUGAAGAGGCAGAGAAUAGUGAAAACGGAGUCGAUGAUUACCUGACCAGCGACGCCUGGGAAAGACUGGCCCGGAGAGCUGAGGACUGUUUUAGCACAGCACCCAGCUACCACUACAUGUUAGGGUCCUUCCAUGCCGAGCCACCCACUCCAAAGCAAAGAGUAGAACGACAAAGGAAACUCCCAAGCAAGGAAGCAAAAAGGAUCAUGCCAACUCUGCUGAAAAAGGUUGAAGAAAAUGAACAGGAAGCCACAGAGAAAGAAGUGGAUAGGAUCUUGUCCAUUCUAAACAACUGUCAUCUAGCCAACCCGUCGUCAAAGAUUCCAUAUUACCAGUUUGUCAUUGAUCCCGACUCCUUUUCCCGCACAAUAGAGAACAUUUUCAACACGUCAUUUCUCAUACGGGAUGGAUCGGCAAAAAUACACCUGGAUAAAUAUAAGGUUCCUUAUAUAGCUCCUGUGGACGAGCCGGUAAUAGAUGCGACAGAAAUACAAAACCGCAAUGCAAGCAUUGUUUCAAUGAGCCAAAAGUUCUGGAGGGAGACCAUAGAAGUGAUGGACAUCAAGAAUGCAAUGAUUCCUCCUCUAACCACAGCCAGUCAACAGUACAACUAGCAUUGUGUUACCAGAGGCUGACAUUGACUGACCGACUGACCUUGGAUUCCAUGAAUCUUUAUCUAUUGAUGGUUUAUUGUACAUUUUUGCUCAGUCGAGUUCCUUUGGUGUGAUGUUUUAUCUGAUAAGUGGUUUUUGGAAUAAACUUUUAGUUUCAUUUAGGCCAAGACCGGCUACACCUAAAUUUACCAGCAAGUUUUGUUUUUGUUUUGGUAUUUAAAGUGCAAAGCAUCAUCGUAGCUUUUGUGAAAAUGCUGUACUGUAUAAAUACUUUACCAGACAUGUUAAGUGCUGCCACUUUGUGGCAAUUUUGAGCCAUUGCAUCCAAUCAUCAUUUUAACAUCCAAAUGUUUGUUUCCCAUAGUCCGGGGGUCAGCAACUCGUGGCUUUAGAGCCGCAUGCGGCUCUUUUUAGCCAAGCGGCUCCCUGGAGCGUUUCAAAAAUGUUUCAAAAUGGAAAAAGAUGGGGUUGGGGGACAAACAUUAUUCUAAAUCAUUGAUAUUUUAAUGAAGUUAAACUUGAAGCGCCAUCGUACAACAGAGUAGUCACGUGGUGUCUCAUUCUCUGUAGGAUGGACUGCAGGAAAACUAAACAUUUAAUCACGAAGGCUCAUUAUGUAUUUGUGGCCAACUUGGGAACCAUUUACUUCACCAAUGCUUCAGGAGUAUGUUGUUUUCCGCCUUGAGGAGGUUGUUGUCAAGGAAAUGCAUCAUUGGCUGUCGCCUUGUAAAAAUGCACUGCCCCCUAAGGCCUGGCAUGAAUACUGUUUUCAUGCGGGAUUGCAACAUCGUUCGAAUGGAGACGGAACCAUGGGUUCAAACAUGAAAACUGUCGUAUUCCCGAAGCGUCACAAUGUGGCCCCUGAAACUUUUGAAAGUUGGCUAAUAUACAGGGGUUGGACAGAAUAAUAGAAACACCUAACAUUUUGGCAUCAUAAUCAUUGAACAUAAUUGUUAAAGAAUGGCAUUAGGAACAUUCUAAUGAAGUUGGGCAUGUCAUAUUGUCGGCACAAUCCCCAGACCUAAACAUUAUUGAGCAUUUAUGGUUAGUUUUAGAGAUUCAAUUAAGACGUCGAUUUACUCUGCCAUCGAGUUAGAAUGGCUUAAAAUUCCUUUUGAAACAAUUCACAAUUUGUAUAAGUCAGUGCCUCGGAGAAAUGAGUCUAAUUGCUGCAAAUGGCAGACCUACAACAUUUUUAAUUGUUUUUGUUGAUUUUCAUAGGCGUUUCUAUUAUUUUGUCCAAUCCCUGUUGAUACAUACAGCAUAUGUUGCCUUCAUUAUUAGGCUUACAUAAGGCUUUCAAUUUUUGUGGCUCCAGACAUUCUUUUUUGCCCAAUAUGGCUUUUUUAACAUUUUGCGUUGCCGACCCCUGCCAUACUCUAAUGUAGUUCAGUACUUGUACCACAGCCA